This is a messenger RNA of Schistosoma intercalatum, 1743 nucleotides long. NCBI's taxonomy places the organism in Eukaryota, Metazoa, Platyhelminthes, Trematoda, Strigeidida, Schistosomatidae. The record is from the annotation of a GenBank genome assembly.
AUGGAUUCAUUUAACGAGGAAAUGUUUUCUACAAACUCACUAACAAAUAACAAAGGUUGUUUAGAAGAAAAUUCACUUCAUCAUCAUGACUUUUGGACAUUGAAUAAUAGUUUACAUUCACCAAGGCGAACAAUUGAAGUAGAUCAACUAACAAAUUGUGAUAUAAGUAAAUUUCAUCACAAUAAUGAAGAUAAAUUGAUUAGAUCAUGUGUGUCAUUUUUAAAAAGAAAAUUUAAUCGAUCUAUUAGCAUCAAUUAUGGUACAAAAAUAUCAGAACAAUCUAUUGAAUCUACUGAAAUGGAUUUAAGUAACUCAUCAUAUUCAACGGAACAACUGAUUAAACCAAAACCAUCUCAUACUAUAUUUAUAUUAUAUUGUGAAUUUUCUACAAAACGUGCAUCACAAUUAUUUUAUCGUUCACGUAAUCAUGACAGACUAUUACAUUUCAAUUCAUAUCCUGCAUUAAAAUAUCCAUUUGUUUAUAUAUUACAUAGUGGUUAUUCAACUUUUUAUAAAAACUACACUCAUUUAACAUCAAAACCAUUUUCAUGUUCCAUAUGUCAUCGAGGCUUUUGUCAAUCACGUUCAUUAGAAAAUCAUAAACGAUCAAACCAUCCAAUUAAAAAAGAUGAAACCGGUACAAAAUUCAAUGAUAAUCAUUCGACUAGAUUGAUUUAUACAACAGCUAAUAUUAUUCCUAUAAAUGACAUGAAUACUACUACUACUACUCCUAAUAACAAUAAUAAUAAUAAUAAUAAUAACAAUAGUAGAACUAGUACUAGUAUGAAUACCUGUACUACAAAUUGUGACAGUACCUCAGUUAUUGUAUGUCUGUAUAAUAGUAUUAUUAAUAAUAAUAACGAUAAUAAUAAAAUACCUGCUAAUAUCGAAUUUAGGAAGCAGCAGAGCGAAUGGAAUUCUAAAGAUUCCACUGUUUUUCCAACAUCGUAUUAUCAUCCUUCGUCCGACCCUGCUGCUAUUCAUAAUGUAAAUAAUUCUAAUCAAGAAAAUAAUACGCAUGUACAAUCAUCUCAUCCACAAUAUGAUGGUGAUGAAGAAGACGAGGAAGUGGAAAUAAAUGUUGAAUUAGCUUCAAUGUUAGAAAAAUGCAAUCGAGCAUAUGAAUGUCCAACAGUUAAAAUGAACUUAAUGAAAGAUCAAUAUGAACGUCGACAUACAAUAACUGAGAAUUCACUUCAUCAUUAUCAUUUUUGGACACUGAAUAACGGCUUAAAUUCACCAACGCGAACAAUUGAAUUAGAUCAACUAACAAAUUGGUUAAUUGAGAUGAAAUCAAUGAUUUUAAAAACUGAUAUAUUUUCCAAAAGUCACUAUUUAUACAAUAAAGAUAAUCGGGAUAGUGAAUUUACUCAACAAUUUGUACGUUUAUGUAAAUUAUUACCUCAAAUGACAAAUGUCAAACCAACAUCAUCAUCGUCAUCUUUGCAAACAAUCGGUAAUAAAACUGAUAUUCUAAAUUUACUACGAUUUUAUAAACAAACUAAUAAACAAUGGUUACAACCAAAGAAAUCCAUCGAAUUGAAUACAAAUUUACAUGUUGGUCUACAUGAUUCAUUAGUUCAUUUAAUUCAUAAUGAUGAUGAUAAUAAUGAUUAUGCCGACAUAACUAGUGCAACAACAUUUAAUGAAGCUAUUUUCAAAGCAUCUAUUGAAUGGUACAAUAGUGAUACACUACCUAAGCAUCGUCAACUUUAUUGGAUUGAAUUAUUUGAAAGAGUAUGA